AUGACUCUCAAAGAGAGGUUCCGGCCUGGAAGUCGUGUGAUCCUGCACGGCUUGCGGGCCAACGCUUUGUUCAACAACAGAAGGGGCAAAGUCCUGAAGAAAUUGGAAAGCGCGCAUGGCCUCGCCGCAUACGAAAUCUGCCUGACGGACGGUCAGCUGGUGAAGGCCUUGGAUGCGAAUCUCGACCCGGCCCCCGUCGUUGCCGAGGAGUCUGGGAGUGACGAGAGUGACCAAGCGCAUCCAGAUGCCGAUCGGGCGAAGCUGGAGGAAGAGCUUUUCCACUUGCUGGACCAGUCCGGGGAGGGCAUGCUCAGGUCAGAAGCGCUCCAUCAUCUGGCAGUGGCAUGCGGCUUCCAGCAGGGGCUUGUCAAGUGGGAAGAUGAGUACCAGGCCUUGUGUAAGCUGUGCGGCACCUCGCCCGAUGCUGGCUUCCAGCAGAUGGACUUCGUCAAGCUGCUUUCAAACGAGGCUCUUCCAACAUAUUGUGCAACGGAAGAGCUGGCUCACCUGGUGCCAAACAUCCAACAGCUCAUCAAUGCUCACAAAGAGCAAAAGGAGCAAGCUCCUGGACCAAGAGAAGGACGAAGAUUCAAGGAGCGAAGCGACGCUGUGAAGUUCAUCUUCAAGAGCAUGGAUACGGACUCUGAUGGGUUCUUGAGUGGGUCGGAGAUGUGUCGGUUUGCGGAGCUGUGCGGCUUUGAUGAUGAAUGGCAAGUGGAGUACGAGGUGAUGUGUGAGCACAUGGCGAUCAACAAAGAUCGCGGUGCCGAUUUCGAUGAUUUUUACCGCCUGGUGAGUGAUCGAAAGAGCCACGUGUUCUGCACCCGCGAGGAAUUGCGGAGCAUCGCAAGCCAGAUUCAAGAGCGGCGUGCAUCGAUUUCUGAGAAGCAGGCAGCCAUUCGAAUCCAGGCACUUGCUCGUGGCAAUCUGGUGCGGCACCAGUUGCAGCGGCAAGUGAGCACGGAGCAUGCCAUUCCCGCUGGCCUUAACGGCCGGCUCGGUCGAUCUGCACCCAAGCACGUACCUCAUGCUCAACAGAAACAUCGUGGCAGCGUGGAAGCUCCAGACCCUCCGCCCGCGCCGCCUGAAAGCGAAUCAGAGGACAGCUCGAGCCCUUGA
Molecule: messenger RNA, 1119 nt
Organism: Symbiodinium natans
Lineage: Eukaryota; Dinophyceae; Suessiales; Symbiodiniaceae
Source: the annotation of a GenBank genome assembly